CCGUGGUCCAACCCACUGCGCCACCGCACCCCCUGGAUGAGAUGCAAACGGGGGUCCUCCACGUUGGGGAUGAGUGUGUGAGACCAGGCUAGCUGCCAGAGCCCACCAUGGAGCCAGGCCUCAACUGCAGUGUGGAGUGUGGCUCCAGAGGAUGCCUGCUGGAUCCCUGGAUCAGUAGCCGGGAGGCCUGGGGGCCCCUUCAGCAUCUUUGUGCCCUUGCUACUGGCAAUCUGGAGACCCCGCCGAGGCCCCUGUCCCCUGUGUUGCGAGCCAUUACGUGGACGCUGCUCUCCUCCGGCAUCCUGCUGGCCCUGCUCUUCCUGGCCUUCACACUACGCUGCAGGAACAACAGGAUCGUCAAGAUGUCCAGUCCCAACCUGAACAUACUGACCAUAUGUGGAAGUAUACUGACCUAUAGCAGUGGCUUCCUGUUCGGCAUUGAGGACAAGGCACUGCUGCCUGGUAGCGGUCCUAAGAUUGUACUGCAGGCCCGGAUAUGGACCCUGUGCAUUGGUAUCUCCCUGGUUUUUGGACCCAUCCUGGGGAAAACAUGGAGACUAUACAGGGUCUUCACCCAGCGUGUUCCUGACAAGAGGGUGAUCAUCAGGGACAUCCAGCUGAUUGGUCUUGUGGCCCUGCUCAUUCUCGCUGAUAUUGUGGUUCUGACCACCUGGAGCCUGACUGACCCAGUCCAGUGUAUAAAGUCCAUCAGAGCUGCGGUCCAGGUGGUGGAGCAUGAUGUGUCCUACUCCCUGUUGCAGCAUGAGUCCUGCUCCUCUCUCUACACCGACAUUUGGAUCGCCUUCCUUUCUGCACUUAAGGGCAGUGUGCUUCUGUAUGGGACAUACUUAGCAGGCCUGACAAGCAACGUGAGCUGGCCUCCGGUGAACCAGUCGCUCACCAUCAUGGCUCCCGUUUGCCUGGUCACUCUGUCCGUGGCUCUGAGUAUCCCCGUGUCCAGGCUCCUGUACUCUUGGCCCAAUGUAGUGUACAGUGUGAUCUCUGGGUCCAUCUUCAUCUGCACGCUCACCACUAACUGCCUGCUCUUUGUGCCCCAGCUGACCCAGUGGAAGCAGUUUGAGGAUGAGUCGAACCCGAGCUCCAGUCAGAUGGCUAAGUUCUUCAGCAGCCCUAGCAAGAGCCUGCAGUCCAUGUACAGUGAGGAUGAGAUCUUCUACCUCCGGGGGGAGAACGACUCCAUGAAGAGACUUCUCAUGGAGAAGAAUGCUGUGAUUGACAGCUUACAGGAGCAAGUCAACAGUGCUAAAGACAAACUGCUAAAGCUCAUGUCAGCUAGCAGCUCCUUGGAACACCAAGAAGUAGGCACCUCUUCUACAAACCUCAAUUCCUCCUUCAUGCAGAAGGUGGGACAACAACCAGAUCCCUCUGCUCAUUUGCUGGAAACAGUCAGCACAUGUUCGCCAUUCCCUCCUUCAUCUCCUUCUCUCACGGCAGAGAGAGACAGACAGAGUGCGCACAGUCAUGUUUCACAGGACUCUGAAUAUAUAGACAGGAAAUCAGGCUUUCGUCUUGACGACGAGAACUACAAGAGUGACACUGAGGAGAUGGAAUGUAACGUCCAAACUGCGCCUGACUCCACACAGCUUUCGGUGUCUGGAGAGGCCUUAAUGGAUGUUACGCUGCGGGGGGCUGGUGGCUGUCCCCCUGACAAUCCCACAGACUUAUUGCCCCAAGUAACAACCGGUAUCAGUCCCUCUGUACAGGUGACUGCAACACUGGGAGGCAAAUGCAACUUUGUCAGCAGUGAGAAGCUGCAAGAGAUCAUCCUGGAUCUCAGUGUGGAUGCGGUCUCCCUCAGGUCCCCCAAGUGGGAGGAAGAGCAUAGCAGUGCCAGCCUGGAGGAGCCUUCACCCAAGUUGUCCUACCGCUUCUACUAUCCUAGCAUCUCCCCAUAUGUUAUGAGAAGACGGAGGCCCCCCUUUCGUGCCACCAGAGCUGGGCUUCCUGCAUAUUGCUAUUCACUAUCCCUGCCCCACACGGGAUGCAAAGGUGCUGGUGACAGUAAAGCAGAGCCUGAUGCCAUUGUGUCUCAGCCUCAGCAACAUAACUGUUGCAGAGAACAAGUGGCAGCAGCUACACCUGCGAAACUAGACCACCGUGGAGCACCUCGUCGUUGCACCGUCACGCCUUUCUCAGGCUGCGACUCCAGGAGCUCACCCAUCAGGAGAAAGUGCCUUCUAGAAGGCUGGAAACCAGAAGGUGAUAUGUACUACUACUCAGACUCAGAGUCCAGCAGCUCUGAUGAUGACUAUUGCUUUUACCACAGGCCUUACUGCAAUGCCUGCUCCCACGGACAGUACGAGUCCAUGGAAAGUACCUCCUCAGAAACCUCUGACAGUGAGCUUGGUCCUUUAAAAAACUACCGUCACGUCACUCAUCCAGUGGUGAAUUUCAAAGAGGACCUCAAGCCUACAUUUGUCUGAGCUUGCCCCAGCAGUAUUCUAUGCGUCAGUUAUCAAAUACAAAAAUGAAGUACAUUUCAGAUGUAUUGUAAGUGGCGGAGGCAUUUCUUAACCACACCUGACAUUAGUGCAGUCACUUCAUAGCUUUUGGGAGGGAUCAGAAACACUCCUUUAGUUUGGACCUAAUUAUUGGUGGUAAGACAGUGCGCAUUUUACUGCACUUACUCAUCAAUUGCCUUUUAAUGUUCCUUGGCGGAUUGCAAAUCUACGCUUUACUGAAGCAGGGCCACUUCUCUCCUUGAGAGAGAUGUCUGAAAGGAGUAACUAGAUUCCUUGUAUGUGGUGCCAUAUACAUCCUGAAUCCAGCCCAAGCCAUCCGAAGGGCUUCGUCAGCUAUCCGUUGUGAUGGUG
Molecule: messenger RNA, 2834 nt
Organism: Scleropages formosus (Asian bonytongue)
Lineage: Eukaryota; Metazoa; Chordata; Actinopteri; Osteoglossiformes; Osteoglossidae
Product: probable G-protein coupled receptor 156
Exons: 10
Coding region: 108-2444 (778 amino acids)
Biological process (GO): G protein-coupled receptor signaling pathway; gamma-aminobutyric acid signaling pathway
Cellular component (GO): G protein-coupled receptor heterodimeric complex; membrane
Molecular function (GO): G protein-coupled GABA receptor activity
Source: RefSeq, a predicted model, not a curated record